AUGCCCGCCAGGCAUCUCGACGACCGCUCGUCCGCCAGGCACUCCAGCGUCAGGGACCGUGCCUCUCGUGCGAUCUCCCGGAUCCGACGUCCGGAACGACCUCUCCCUGUGCCUCCUGCCCCCUCACCGACGCCAGGACCGCCUUCAGAGCCGUCACUCUCGCUGUCGUCCUCAAAACUAUCCGCCCCGCUGCACCGGCCAUCCAUCUCGUCCGUACUCAGGGCAGGGCCUUCGCGAUCGUCCCUGGCAUGGUCAUCUGCCGCCUCGCGCCGUGUGCUCGGGCGCAUGCUCAGACAGCCGCGCGUGCUUGCAAAUUUGCUGUGCCAGCUUCCCUGGGGAGACUUCCAUGCCCUUGCGAGCACCUGCCGCGAGUUCCGCCAUGACCUCAUGCACCAUCCCGAGUGCAAGGAGAUCCUUCUCUGCCAUUACGUGCCCGGUUACCAGUACGCCAUACAGAUGGGCGACCUGAGGCGUUACCGUGAAGUCAUGGUCGACUUCCACGACCUGACGCUGCUCGUCCUCUCGCAAUUUGUGCCCCUGCACAAGUACCCCAUGCACUCGUUAUCCAUCAUCAAUCAGCUCGCACAGGAUGCGAACCCUGCACAGCUCUACGAGUCCGCAGCAAAGUACGCCGCGCUCACACAGGCACACUCGCGCUUCGUUCUCCUCCUCCAGGCGCUGGCGCCGAGGCGGCGGUUCACGACGGCGACGACGGCGUCGAGCGAGAGCUCGCUGCUCAGCCCGCCGUCGUCUCGAAGCAAUACUGAGCAGUCCUCUGACAGCGGCAGCCUGCCCUCGAGCCACCGCGGCUCCGCUAGGGACAUCCCGCCCCCUCCCCUCGCCGUCCCCCAGGGCGCGUCCCCACAUGAUCUCUAUCUCGCGACGUCUCGCGUGCGUGCGCCUGUGCUGCGCACGUUUGUGCCUUGCACAUUCCUCGACGACCGGGCCAUCGCGACGUGCGAGGAGCAGCUCGACAGUGCCGGUUUAUGGGAGCACCUCUCCGUCGGCGACGUUGUGGUCAACUUUGGCUAUGUCCCGCCGGUGGAGGGCCCUUCGAGCACGGGCUCAGGGUCUGCAUCUGAGCGGAACGAGGGCAACCAGGAGUGGAUGCUCUUUGACGGUUACAAGCUCAUCAAAUACGUCCCGCCAGACCCGCCCCCACUCGAAGACCCGCUUUCGCUACCGUCUCCCUUUUACUACUCGCACAUCCUCCCGCCCUUCACGAGCCCGCGUUACGUGUACGCGCUGCCGGCAAUGCCAAGUGUGUGCGGCGCGGACCUGCAGCUCACGCUUACGGAGGUUCCCACGCGCGUGCGCAGCCCGCGCUCGCUGUCGGGUUGGGCGGUUGUGAAGAAGUAUGUGUGGAUUGCGCGACUGCCGUAUGUUGGUCCUGGUACCGUCCUGGGGCGUGCGUGGCAGGGCGAGUGGAUGCUUGAGGGAGAGGGGACGAAGGAAGGGAAGCAGAGCUUGCUCGACGCCGUGAGUGGUGGCCCAGGCGGAGCAGGUGCGGCGAGGAGGGGAAAGUGGGAAGUUGUGAGAGAAAAAUCGGGGAGCGGGAGAGUGUGGAUGAAAUUGCUCGUCCCGAAUGUCGAUCACACAUACAAAAAAAUUGCAGGCUCUGCAACACCUAACGUGCCGCCAGCCCCGGGGACUAACGCUAAACGAAAACACUGA
This is a messenger RNA of Laetiporus sulphureus 93-53, 1674 nucleotides long. RefSeq lists its product as uncharacterized. Lineage: Eukaryota; Fungi; Basidiomycota; Agaricomycetes; Polyporales; Laetiporaceae. The coding region runs from base 1 to 1674 and encodes 557 amino acids. The transcript is spliced from 4 exons. The record is from RefSeq and is a predicted model, not a curated record.